Messenger RNA from Tetrahymena thermophila SB210, 2949 nucleotides. RefSeq names its product cation channel family protein. The transcript is spliced from 4 exons. NCBI's taxonomy places the organism in Eukaryota, Ciliophora, Oligohymenophorea, Hymenostomatida, Tetrahymenidae. The record is from RefSeq and is a predicted model, not a curated record.
AUGAUUGAUAAAUCAUCAUUAUAAAGCUCAAAUUCAAAUUUGCAUAACUGUGAAAAGCUCGAUCUAACAAAUUUAAAAGGUAAAAGUGAGAAGGAAAUAAUAUAUGUAUAAGCUUAUGAGCUUAAUUCUAUUUAGAAUGGGUCUGAUUUGCUUGGCUUAAAGAUAACAAGUCAAAAUGUUGAUAAUAGCUUAGAUAUUAAAAAUUGUUAAAUUUUAGAGGAUUCAUCAAAAUAUUAAAAGAUUAGUAAUAACUAAAGUGAAUCUUAAUCCCAGAAUAUUAGCAAUUCUUUUAGAAGAAGAAAUGGAUAAUCUGCUUUACUUUCACCCAUUUCUAAUAAAGCGAGGUGCUAAUAAGACCUUAAAAAGAGUUAUCUGUUUUAAUUAAAUAAAUAGGCUUUGAACAACAAUAAUAAUAUAAAUAAAAAUGGAAAUUUAGGUGUGAUUUUCAAAUUUGACAUCAAGCACUUAUAAAGAGUAAGGAAGUAGAUAAAAUAUUUUUAUGAUUUGUUUACUCAGAGCGGAAGAAUAUUUUAUUUUGAGCAAAAAAAGAUAAGAAAUAGAAUUAAUGAUAAAUGUGAUGCAUUUGAGGAUAAAAGCAAUAAAUUUUUAAAAUUGUUGUACAUACUUAAUUAAAAUUUACCUUUUCUUUCAUCAAUAAUGAAAGUCCUCUCAUCUAUCCCUUUAAUUGAUCCGGAUGGGAUCUCAAAUUUCAUAUUUACUUUUAUCUUUUGUACUUAUAACACAUUAUUUUAUAUAUUUUAUACGCUCUUUGGAAUAUUUAAAGCUCCUGAGAACAUAUGUAUUGUGUUAGAUUAUGUCACUAUUAUAUUUUGGAUAGCUGAGAUUUUAGUUAAGCUCAACACUAGCAUACUUAUUAAUAAGCAGACUAUAAGUAACAAGAGAAAAGAAAUCUUUUUGAAAUACUUUAAAUAGCGAUUCUUCUUUGACAUUGUUCCUCUUUUAAUGAUUGGAGUUAUUUAAUAGUAGAAAUAUGAGGUUUAGCUUUUUUUGAGGUUAAUUAUCUGCAUAAAGUUUAAAAAUCAAUUUAAAGACGCUGAAAUGAUUUAAAAAUUCUUUGUGAUGACAUUCUAAAACUACUACGUCAUAUAACUAGUCAAUUUAAUUAUUAAGCUGUUUUUAAUAGGUCACACAAUUGCUUAUUUCUACUACAUAAUAGGUCUAGUAGAAUUAGAGUACUUAGGAGAACCAUAAACAUGGUUUGGAGAUAGUGUUUCUAAUGAUUUGGUAUGGUGGAAGCUAUAUUUAGAGGCUUUAUUUUGGUCUUUAACUCUGAUGAUAACAGGCUCAAAUACAGCAACUACUGCAUUUCAAUAAUUUUAUGCCACAUUUAUUAUGCUUUUUACAUCUAUUGUAUUUGGGUAUAUUUUGAAUGUGAUUGGAGUUAUUCUUGAAGAAAUCGAUGAAAAAAAUGAAAAGAAGAGAAAAGAUUUGAAUGUAAUAAAUGAGUAUAUGAGACAAAAAAAAAUAUCAAAGAAUCUUUAGAAAAAAGUUAAUAAUAAUAUUGAAUAUUACUAUGAAAAGAAUUUAAAGAAAAUUGAUGAAGAAACUGGUUUAGUAUUAAGCAAAAUAUCAAAAGAAUUAAAUGACUAACUUUUUGAAGAAUACAGCAAAUAAAUCAUAUCUCGAAUUCCUCUUUUAAAAAAUAACUUUUCUGAAGAAGCUCUCAGUGAAAUAAGAUAUUCUUUUGAAAAAGCUUUCUAUCUCCCUAAUUAAAUGAUUCAUAUCCAAAAUAGUGACCAUUCAAAUGAUCUUCUAUUUAUUGUGGAAGGAUAAGGGUUCAGUAGAGAUUAUUGUAUAAAAUCAUUGGGUUUUACCAAAAUUAUUAAAAUAAAAAGAGAUGAAUUCAUCAAUUAUUUAAGGAAAUACGAAAAAGAUUUUGAAACAUUUAAUUAAAUAAAAGAUAAAUUUAUUUAUGAUAGCAAUUUUGUAGAUAUUGGACAUUAAUGCCAUUACUGUAAUCAGAGAACUCAUUUAGAAAUUGAGUGUCCGUUUGUCUUUUUUAACAAGCAGCAUUGUUCUUUAAAAUCAGUUUUUUAAAAAAACAGAAGUUAAGAGAGAUAGAAAAUACAUCGUAAAAUGUUUAAUAUGAAUUCUAUUCUAAAUAAUAAAAAAGUAAUUGACUCUACUAUUAUCUUCCUUUAAGAUUUUUCUUUAAAUCAGAUUGAAGAAAAUUAAAAUGAUAUUUUAACUGAUUUAUUUUCAGACAGAUUUUAUGAAGAUUCUUCAGUUGAAAAUUAAUUCAGUAUUAAACUUUAAAAUAAUACCAAUGAUAUUCAUGAUGAAAAUGACAUAAACAAUAAACAAGAAAUUAAGCAUCAAAUUAGUAGUGAAGAAGUCAAAAGUUAAUAAAGCUCUAAAAAAUAAUUAGCUUUUCUAAAAAAAAGCAAAAACAAUAAUAUUUUAAAGAAAGAUCCUUUUAGGUCUGAUUAGUUAAAUAUCUCUCCUCACAUCAUGCAUAUGAAUAGCCGGAAAAAUUAUUUUUCUGAAAUCUAAACAUAGAAUAGCUGUUGUGUUUAAAGUAUCUACCAAAUGUUAAAUGAUAAAAUUUCAAGCGAAAAUCAGAAAAACAUGAAUAAUUUAUCAUAGAUUACUCAUAAAAACCUUUUAGCAUAAAAUUCUUAACAAUUAGUUGAAGAAGAGGAACUUAGUUCAUUAAUUUUAAAAGAAAAAAAGUGCAAAAAAUAAGAUAAUUAAAUGAAGAGUGAUAGUAAAUAAGAAUUUUAGGCCUUUUUUACAAAAAAAAUAUCUAAAAUUAAGUCAAGCAAUGUUUUAGAUUAAAAUGAAGAAAAAUUUGAAUGGCUAUUUGAAAAGAUGUAAGACUUUAAAUAUUACUACAUAACUGGAAAUUCUAAAUUUAUAAUUAAAAGGCAUAAUAAAUUUAUUAAAUAAAAUAAAAAAAAGUACUUAAAAAAUGAAAAAAAGCAGUGA